UCCGUGAACGCAGCAGCGCUGGUGUGCUCGGUGUGGGAUGCUAAAGGCACAGCAGCGUUUUAUGAAUGAGUUAGUGUCGGGCCUCUGAUAAACACCGAGCCCAGCGGAGUUAAAUAUUAACUGAUUUGAUAACACUGUGAAUAUUAAUCUGUUGUGGCUUCUCUUCAGCCUCCUGCUCUGCUUCUCUCUGAGCUAUUCCAUCGUAUCAGCACCGCAACGUUAUGCUAACCGGGCAAUGAUGAGCUAGCUAGCUAGCAUCUUUAGUUGAUGUGGGCACAACUGACCUAAAUGGGUAGAAAACCAAGAAAGUUCCUUUUCCAGCAAAGUUCAAAACGCUUGUGUUGAGUUGUUUUCACAAUAUUUUCACAAUGGACAUAAAUUUUUACUCGGAUCUGUCGGAUGGUUGUGCUCAAAAUGUUGACUCGGAGUUUUUGGACAGUCAAGGAUAUGGAGGAUACUCUGAGGACAACAAGUUUGCAGAGGGCAACGACAGUUACCUGACCAUCAGUGGAGCGGGUCACCCGUUCCUCUCAGCCGAGCAGACAUUCCAUACUCCCAGUCUCGGUGAUGAGGUGUUUGAGAUCCCACCCAUCUCCCUGGAUCCAGACCCAGCUCUGGGCAUCAGUGAGUUUGAGUUGACAGAUGGGUCAGACGGAGCCGGGGGACCCUCUGGCUCCCGCAGCCUCGUCAGCAACCUGGUGGUUGAGGCCAACGACCCCUCCUUCGCCUCCACCUUCGUGAACUCUGGGUCUCAAGGCCUGGAGCAGUUGAACCUCGGGGGAAUGGGUCAGGUUGGAGUGGGGGCCCUGCUGAGCUCCUCUGCCUUGGAACUUGGAAAUUCCAGUGGUUCACAUUUCAGCAGCUCAUCCCCUAUGACCAUUGACGUACAGCUAGGUGACAUCGCUCAUGGUCUUUUAGGAAGUCAUUUGACGACAAUUAACCAGUCGGAGCUGGCGCUGGGUCUGGGUGAAAACAUCGUGCAUCAUUCAGAGAGACCCGAGCAGCCGCUGUCAGCCACACCAUCUCCAGCUGGUUCGCUGCAGGAUGAAGACAUGGAUGACUUCAAGAGGAGUGUACUGGUGGACUCCCCCAUGUGUCUCUCCUCUUCCUCCGUCCUCUCCCACAUGUCCUCCCACUCAGCUCUCACAUCCUCCAUCUCCCUGGCUACGGGCAGGAGGGGCGGGGGGAAGCCGGCCUCACUGGCCUCGAUGAGUGGGGCCUUGGGCGUAAAAAAAGGACGGAAGAAGAAAGAUCCAAAUGAGCCGCAGAAGCCCGUUUCAGCCUAUGCCUUGUUCUUCAGAGACACACAGGCUGCCAUUAAGGGCCAGAACCCCAACGCCUCUUUUGGAGAGGUGUCAAAGAUCGUGGCCUCCAUGUGGGACAGCCUGGCUGAGGAGCAGAAACAGGUGUACAAGAGAAAGACGGAAGCAGCCAAAAGGGACUAUUUGAAAGCGCUGGCAGCUUACAAAGCCAACCAGCUCUCACAGCCUGCCAUUGAGGACAUGGAAACUUCCCCUUCACCACCUUCACCUGUCAUUAACACAACUCCUACAGCCUCGCCCUCUGCUGGUCACCAGCCAAUGCGCCCAAUGAACAACAACCUGGAAGAGAACACUAUCACCAAUAUUUGUGCCUCCAACAUUAUUCUUGACGUCCCAGAGAGGACCACACGAUCCCGCACAGGGGCAAACAAAGCCUUGUCUCCAGCAGCAGCUCCACCACCAGCCCAGACUGUCACCAAGAUCAUCAUCCCAAAACACAUCCUGCAGGCGGGGGGCCAGGUUGUGACGAUGUUGCCCGGAGGGCUCCGCACAUUGCAGCCCACACUGGUAGUGUCGACUGGCUCUCGUCAGCCACCGCCAUUGCAGCAGAUGCAGAAUGCUCCUCCACCACCACGGCUCCAGCAAAUGGCGCCAGCACCGCCACCAUUACAAGCCAAGCCUCGCGAGGGGAACGCCAUUACAGGUGUCCCUGUGUCUGUCACGGCUACACCUCCACCUCCACUCCAGAUAAAAAUAGUUCCUGCCUCUUUGCAGGCCAAAGAAACCAUUCCAAUUAUUGUCCCUAAUACUGUGUCCGCAUCAUCUGCUGUGACUUCGUCCUCCCAGUCUGCACCUGUUGUGUCGGUGCAGGUGGUGAAUUCAGCUGACGUGCCGGGGAGUCCAGAUGAGGAUGAAGUUACAGAAGUUCUGCCCUCAGAAGAGGAUGAGAUGGAGGUGAAUGGAUCCGUUGGUGCAGCAGCCAUGAAUAGUAUGUGUAUGAGGGUGGGCUGUAACAACCAAGCAGUGGAGAGUGACGACUGGGACAAAGAGUACUGCAGCAACGAGUGUUUGGCCACUCAUUGCAGAGAUAUAUUCAAAGCAUGGUUCUCCAUCAGGAGUCACAACAUGGGAACAGUGAAGUAAAGAGCCACUUUUUCGAUCGGAGCCAGCAUUGAUCAUUAAAAGACGGAGGCAGAACUGGUGUCAAAAAACAUUUUCCUAAAAUUUCAACCAUGCAUUUCACUACAGCUACAAAAUGUCAUAAUUACCGCACUAUUCUGUUUAUGUACUAUAGGUUUUGACAGUUGCUGAUAUGACAAUUAAAAUAGUAUUGCUACAAGGACAGCUGGUAUUUUUGUCACUCUAGCUAUGGAAACAUCGGCUAUGUGGAUAAUGAAAUUGUGCUAUGUUUUAAUAUAUGUACAGAUUUUAGUCCGACAUCAAGGGAUUUGUGGCAGCUAGAGAGAAUAUUGGCACAAUGAAGUAUACAAGACAAGGAAAUUGUCUUUAUAACAGCAUACGUCGUACAUACAGGACACAUUCAUUUCGAUUUUCUUUCUAUUUAAACCCCCACAGGGCAGUUUAUACUUGUUACAUAUAACUUCUGUUGAAAAAGGAAUCAACAGGUAAGAAAAGUGUUUCUCAAAGCGCCUCGCUCCAGCAAAGAUGUUUAUGGCGUUACUGCACAGUUCUCACCAACUGAUUUCAGACUCAUGUUGUGAUGUUCAAUCAUUAAGCGACAAAAAACAGUAUUCAAAUGCCUUAGUUUGAGAAGAAAACUGUUUGUAUCACCUUGUUUUUGUACUGAGAAUAUUGACCUUAACAUUUUAUUCAGAUUAAUGUCAGUUGUUAAAAAAUGUUCGACUUUCAUGUUUUCUUAAAUAAAUUAGAAAAAAAAAUGA
Messenger RNA from Hippoglossus stenolepis (Pacific halibut), 3163 nucleotides. RefSeq names its product TOX high mobility group box family member 4 a (gene tox4a). The record is from RefSeq and is a predicted model, not a curated record. Gene Ontology annotation, molecular function: chromatin DNA binding. The transcript has 9 exons. Lineage: Eukaryota; Metazoa; Chordata; Actinopteri; Pleuronectiformes; Pleuronectidae. Gene Ontology annotation, cellular component: nucleus. Gene Ontology annotation, biological process: regulation of transcription by RNA polymerase II. The coding region runs from base 369 to 2405 and encodes 678 amino acids.